Molecule: messenger RNA, 1272 nt
Organism: Cyclocybe aegerita
Lineage: Eukaryota; Fungi; Basidiomycota; Agaricomycetes; Agaricales; Hemipholiotaceae
Source: the annotation of a GenBank genome assembly
AUGUUCUCGCUAUGGAGCGAACUUCAUAUCCACCUCGACACCCGUCUGCAAGAGGGCCAACUGAUUCGAUUCAUGACCCAGUACCUUGGACGUGCUCAAGGGCAACCUCUUUCACUGACCAUCUCCGUCCACAGCCCGAAACGUUUCCAGCUUCGACUUCCAGCUCUCCGAGACGCUCAGCAGUUCAUGAACUGGAUGUUCUAUCGCUGGCCGUUGAUUUCGACCAUCCGACAUCUGUCUAUUGUGUCGGAUUACGCUUGGUCAGAUCUUCUGGACAUCCAACAUCCCACAAAGGUGGCGGAGCUCGAGUCGCUCGUCCUGAAAAGCUCGUCUCCGCCCAACGGACCUGCGCCUCAUGGCUCACUUGGCGGAAUGUGGUUAGGGAAGGGGUUGAACCGGGCGCCACGCCUCCGAAGGAUCAAGCUCGACGAGAGUGUCCUCGGCGACAACCCUGCCUCGCUCUCCAUUCCGUGGUCGCAAUUGACCCAUAUCUUCCUUCAGGAGGCUCUACCAGCGCCGAACUGGAUCCUCCUCCUCCAGAAGUGCACCGCUUUGGAGACGGGAUAUUUCUUCGUCUCUGACUCGUUCCUCCAUCAAUUGAGCGGAUGUCAGACGCAAGAUCAUGCCACCCUACGGGACCUGAACAUCAAUUUUAUCGAGACCACCCCCACAUCUUUGCAAUUGCUCCGCCAUCGCCGCUUUCCGAACGUAGAACGGCUCGCUAUCACCUUCUUGGAGGAUAACGAGCUUGCGGAAGAUCUAGAACAGCCUUUCGACUUAUAUUCUCAUUACCCCAGUCUUUCAGAUCUCGCUCUCUUCUCGCAUAGAGAGUGUCCUCUGGACGUUCCAUUGUUCCUUCAACAUAACCCAUCCCUGAAAACGCUCCGGAUCUCCAUUCAAGUGCGGCAUUACAAGAAAUUCUUUCGAUAUCUGUCCCUCAGGAGCCCCUCCGAUCCAGAUGAAUCAAAGGGUGUCCUUCCCCAGCUGUCGUCUCUCAUCGUUCAAAUAUCUGAUGAAAACGCCGCCACAGCACUCACAGGCCGCUACCGGGCUCAUGUGGCCACCAUGAUUCGUUCAAGAACCCAAAAGGCCGGAAACACGAUUUCUCCCAUACGAUACUUUCGUCUCAUGAUGAGCGUCCCUGACAAUGUAGCAAGCGAGUUUAAAGAGAUCCUCGAUACAUUCCAAGAGGUCGGCCUAAUGUACAGGGUGGAUAAUUACCUCGACGGUGUUCCCCCUCUCGCGCCCGCAAUCGACACUAUGGACUUCUGA